AUGGUGGAGACGCUGAGUAUCGCAGUCAUCGGUGCUCCCGGAGUGGGGAAAACUUCUAUAAUCCGCCAGUUCAUCUAUAACGAUUUCUCGGAGGUGUACACGCCGACCAGGACCCGAUAUGUGUACAGACCCUCCGUCAUCCUGAACGGCAUCAUGUAUGAGCUGAAGAUUUUGGACGUCCCGCCAAUCUCCUCCUUCCCCUCCAGCUCCAGUCAGGAGUGGCUGGAUUUGCGCUGCAGAGGUGUCCGCAAUGCCAACGCCUACAUCCUGGUGUAUGACAUCUGCUGCGUGGAGAGCUUUGAAUACGUCAAGAUGAUCAGACAGCAAAUAGUGGAACACAGAGAAGGCAGCAGCAGUGAGGUGCCAAUCCUGGUGGUGGGCAACAAGAGGGAUCUACAGCGGCAGCGAUUCAUGCCUCGCAGGGCGGUGUCGGUCCUGGUGAAGAAGACCUGGAAGUGUGGUUAUGUGGAGUGCUCUGCCAAGUUUAACUGGCACGUCGUCCUGCUCUUCAAAGAGCUGCUGGGCAUCGCCGUGGCACGGGGCAUGCGCCAGAACCACACCUCCAUCCGUCUGCAGGGGGCGCUACAGAGGAAUCGCUGCACCAUCAUGUGACCCAGAGAGCUCUCUCCACCCCUCUCACCUCAGUAGUGGAGCGGCAGUGGAGAAUAAAAUAACUUUAUCUAAAUGGCUGGAAAAAAUACCCUGUGGCCUCCUGCUUUACUGAGCUGAUUUUUCACAAUGAGGUUUAUUAGUCUCUUGCGCUGUAAAAGACACUCACAUUUCACACAUGGUCAUCCAACCACUUCCUAGUCAGUGUAAAUGCAAGGAAAGAGGUAGGAGAGAAAGCAGUGGAAACCAAUACAACUAGCAUAGCACAGUAAUUCUUUGUCACAUCAACUUACUCAUUUGAAGCUGCGCUUCCCAAAUUAUUCUUGAGGGUUGCCUCGUGGCUGUAGCUGGGCCUGUUUGUAAGGCUCAAACCGGAGAGGCAGCAAUAUCAUUGAGUCUUCCUUUGGAAUUUGUAAUAUUCAGUAAGGUCAACAACAGACGCUAAUAUCUGAUUUAUUUGAAUUUUCUUCGUGGGUUAGUGGGAAGAUGAUAAGAAUAAUCCGGGGCAAAAAAAUAGUUAAUGCUCCACUUCUGGGGGGGAUUAUCCCACAGUGUCCACUCAUGAUUAGAUGGUGUUUAAUUUUAGAUUCUGAAAAGUAGCCUGCAUUUAUUUUUCUUUCCAUGUCCCCGUUUCAAACUUGGCCUACGGUGAAAGCUGUUUGUUCAGGCAAAAGGGUUUUUAAGGUUGUCUUGCAGCAGAAAAUGCUGCAGUCCCUAUUGUGUUGUACAGUGGGGCUUUAAUCCUUUCCCUCCCCUCACUCGGUGUCUGUUUCUGAUGAAUACAUUAAAUCCAGGGAACUGGCGACCUGCAGGAGGCUGCAGAGCCUGAAAAUAGAACCUGUGCAUGCAAUGUGGAUGUUUAUUUGUGUCUGCGUGUAAGAGAGAGAG
Molecule: messenger RNA, 1497 nt
Organism: Cyclopterus lumpus (lumpfish)
Lineage: Eukaryota; Metazoa; Chordata; Actinopteri; Perciformes; Cyclopteridae
Gene: rasl10a
Product: RAS-like, family 10, member A
Exons: 3
Coding region: 1-612 (203 amino acids)
Molecular function (GO): GTP binding; GTPase activity
Source: RefSeq, a predicted model, not a curated record